Adineta steineri is the source of this 2082-nucleotide messenger RNA. The record is from the annotation of a GenBank genome assembly. Lineage: Eukaryota; Metazoa; Rotifera; Eurotatoria; Adinetida; Adinetidae.
UGCUCGACAAUGUCACAACAUUAUUUUCACAAACACAUAAACAUUAAUGAUUGAGGUGGUGCGUUGACAGUGGUGAUGAAAACGAUUGAAAAAAAGAAGAAGAAGAAGAAGAAAAGAAAAAGAAUUGAAGAAUGAAUAAACAAAACGGAAUUCUUAACUAACUAACUAAUACACAAGAAAAGAGAGAAGAAAAGAAAAUGAGUAAAAUCAAGAUUUAUUGACAUGAAAAAUAUAAAAGAAAUAAUGAUUAUUUAUUUAAGAAAUGUAUUUUUAUAUUAAAAUAUUUUCAAGCUUCUCAUUUCAUAUAAACAAAUAAAUAAAUAAAUAAAGUAAAAUUUACCAUUUAUUAAAUUUGUUGUGUAUGAAUGUUUUUUACACCAAGUUCGCCAAAUAAGUUCAUUUUUUGAUGUCAUCGUAUUGUGAUUAGAAGAUUAAUAUUUGGAAGAAUUAAUAUAAAAACAAGUUGAUGUUAAUAAAUAAAUAAAUAGAUAUAUCUUAUCUUAUAAUUUCGUUGUUUCUUAUUUGUCACUAUAUGAUAGUAGUAUAGUUUAACUAAGUAUAAAAACAUGUGGAUUGUCUCAUUGUUUGAAUAUAUGAAUGUGAAAGUCACUCGAUAUCAUUACAAAUUAAUUUUUUUAAAAUUAAAAUUUCUUGUAUUACAUAAUUUAAUUAAUGCCUCUUAUGUGUUUAACUUUAUGAUUUGUAAUCUAAAACCACGCGUGGAUAUUUGAGAUGUUUUAAAAACUUUUUUCAAGUCAAAAACAAAUAAGUGCGUGAAAUUGUAUCUGUAACCCUUGAGAGUGUUGAAGUAGGAAAUAUUACUUUCAUGUUCUUUUUGAAAAGAAAAUCAUGUGUUCAUAGCUUUUGUGUAAACAUCGUUUAUUGAUUCAAAACAGUUCUAAUAACUAAUGGUUUACUGUUCUUCAAUAAUUUUAUUUUUGUUUCACAAUAAUCACAUUUUUCAAUUCGUCUAUUAUACACAUCAAACUAACCUUCGCUCUCCUCUCACAUUGUCUUAUCUAUUUUUAAAUUUGUGGCUUCUGUUAGACUAGUCUACGGUUAAAGGACAAAAAGUUAUCUUUAUUUUGCACUUUUAAUAAAAAUACAUCAUAAAUAUCUCUGUCUAAAUUUAUUUAGUGACAGAAUUUUGUUGUCAAAGAAAAAGACAGUUUUUAUUUUGUCUUCAUAUCAGAAAAUAGAUAAAUCUAUUAAUAUAUAGUCUCAUAUGGAGAAGAAAAAUUUAUUCACACAUGAUAUUGCCUACACGAAAGUUUGAUGCAUUAUAUUGGACUUCAUAGCAUCAAAGAAUUUAAUUCUCAAUUUUGGUUAAUCUAUCUGAUUCAAUAGUCAGAUAUGAAUAUAGUAUGGAAUAAAGAAAAUAAACCAUUAGAGAAAACGAUUCUAAUGAUGAAUAUAAACAUUUCCUUUAAAAAUUAAUUUUUGAGAUUCAAUGAAUGUGAUUAUUGUUUCAAAAGUAUUUGGAAUCUUUUGUUGAAUAUGUAAUGAAUGAUAUAAGAUGUAAUUAUCAUCACAAUAUCAUUGACCAUUAUUUCUAUUUGAAGUAAGUAUAGCAUCUUUUAAUAGACAAAACAGAAACGGAUUCAAUUUUAUAAAAAAAAAAAGCAGACAUAUGUCAACAAUGAAGUCUUUAUAACGUUUUUUUUUCUUCUUUGUAUGCUCAUCUCUUUGUUAAAUAUGAAUGAACGAAAAGAAGCUAUUUGUUCUGUUGUAAAAGACGAAGGCAGUUCAGUUUUAUUGAUUUGAUUAAAAGAAAACAUAAUGUAUGGUACAAUGUUAUUCAUUUUUAUAUUUUCAUUAUUAGUAAUUAAUGUUAAUUCAUAUGGUUGUCGUUGUUCAUGUUGUGCAGGUUCUGGUUGUUCAUUACUAUAUUUAGGUACAUUAUCUGUGCCAACAUGUGCUAGUACAACAUGUGUGGAUGCAUGUAAAGCAUCUUAUACAACAUGUUUGGUUGGAUUAUCAAAUGCUGUUUGUGCUGCUACAAAUAUUUUUAAAUUUUAUACCAUCUCAUUAUUAAUUAUUUCUACAUUUACAUUUAUUUUAAUUAUUAACAAGUGCUCUUAA